Messenger RNA from Portunus trituberculatus (swimming crab), 1401 nucleotides. Its product is annotated as SCAN domain-containing protein 3-like. The record is from RefSeq and is a predicted model, not a curated record. The coding region runs from base 1 to 1401 and encodes 466 amino acids. The transcript is spliced from 4 exons. Lineage: Eukaryota; Metazoa; Arthropoda; Malacostraca; Decapoda; Portunidae.
AUGGCGGUGAAACGAGCUUCAAGCAAAAAAGGCAUCAUCCAUCAAUAUAAAAAUUCAAAUCUUGUACCUUCCAAGCUACUGUCCCAUCUCAAAAUGCAACACAGUGAGCAUAAAAAUAAGUCAAAGGAGUUCUUUGAAGCAACUCGAGCUGAACUCAAAAAGCAACAACGCUCCUUCGAUAGCAUUAUGGUCCAUCAAGAAAAGGAAGAGAAGUCCCUUCUAAUGACAUCAAUGGAAAUAGCACAUAUACUUAUGAAAAAUAAGAAACCUUUCACUUUAGCUGAGACAGUCAUUCUUCCAUGCUUAGAAAUAGCUGCCCAGCAUCUUCAUGGAGGCAAGAAACCACGUGAUAAGGUUCGGAGUAUUCCACUUUCAGACUCCUCAAUGAAACGUCGAUCUGUGGCAGUCGCUGAAGAUUUGAAGGAUCAGCUACUUACAAGGCUCAGGGCAGCACCCUGGUUUGGUUUGCAGUUCGAUGAAACCACUGACAUUGUAAAUGUUGCUCAACUUUUAGCUUACUGCCGCUUUCCUGACAGUCAGUCCAAGAAAAUUGUAGAACAUUUCCUAUUUUGUUUACCACUAGGUGUGCAGACAACAGCAGAGGAAAUAUUCACCAAGAUAAAUGAGUUUAUGGUCAAGAAUAAUCUGAGCUGGAAAAAAUGUGCUUGUGUUACCACAGAUGGGGCUGCAGCAAUGGUUGGAAGUAAGAAAGGUGUUGUUAAGAAAAUUAAGGAUGUUGCUCCCAGCUGCUGUUCUAUUCACUGUAUAAUACAUCGGGAGGCAUUGGCUGCCAAGAAUUUACUGUCAAAUGUGGGGAAAAGUGAUUUUGACGAAAUCAUCAGUGAUGUGAAGAAGAAGACUGUCAAGCUCCAGGACAACUACUGGAUUGCCAGAUUAUCAUACAUGGCUUCUAUCUUUGAGAAACUGAAUCAAUUAAACCUAUCCCUUCAAGGCUUUGGUGGGGAUAUUUUUGAUGUCACUGGCAAGAUUGAAGCUUUCAAGUUAAAGAUUGGGUUAUGGAAAAGAAAAGUUGAAACUAAGGACUUCGCUAAUACCAGAUUAGCCAAUCUGGAAUCAUUGACACCUACUUUGCUAGAACUGUCCACUGAUUUUGCACAGAAGUCAUCAUUCCAUGAAUUCUCCUACUAUGGAGAUUUCUGGUGCUCACUUUUAGGAAUUCCAGAGUACCAAGAACUUGCACGAAUGGCCAUGACUUAUCUAGUGCGGAUGCCAACAACAUAUCUGGCAGAGAAAGGCUUCUCUAAUCUGGUGGAUAUUAAAACAAAAAAGCGAAACCAGUUACAAGAUGUGGAUUCUCUGAUGAGGGGGGCACUGGAAAGUGAAAUAAAACCUCGCUUUGAAAAGAUUGUUGGAACAAUGCAGCAGCAACCCAGCCACUGA